This is a messenger RNA of Symbiodinium pilosum, 1401 nucleotides long. The record is from the annotation of a GenBank genome assembly. Lineage: Eukaryota; Dinophyceae; Suessiales; Symbiodiniaceae.
AUGGCGCCGGGAGCAAAUAUUGGCAUCAACCAGGCCGGCUGGCUACAGUUCGAGCCUGGGGCCCAUGCGCACAUCAUGGCUCAGCACUCUGCAGAAGAGAUGCAGAUCAUUCUGUACCGUGGCUGUGAUCUGGUUCUUUACGAUGCGCACCACCAGCGGGCCUUUGCCCGGCGGCUGACCAAGGAGCAAGCCCAGGUGCUUGUUCACAAUCGACGCCACAGCUCCUGUCCUCUGUGCAAGCAAGCCUUGAGCGAGUCCUGGGCUUUUGUGGUGGAAGGCUACUGGGAAACAAUCCGCAAGGUUUUCGCCGCCAAUGCUGGUGAGGAGGAGACAGCUGCAAUCGCACAGUUGCACAGCAUAGCAGCUGGCUUGCUGAACACCGGCUAUUAUGCACGGUUCUUCCGGGAAGAACGGAAGCUUGGAUCUGGGUCCUUUGGCGCUGUGUACCUUUGUACACACUUGAUGGAUGAAAUUGAGCUGGGAGUUUUUGCCGUAAAGAAGCUGGCGCUAGGAGAUGAUGCCAAGAGGCUCCGGCAGGUGGUCAGGGAGGUGAAGGCUUUGGAAAAACUACGACACAUGAACGUCAUUGAUUACAAGCAUUCCUGGCUGGAAAUUGAUCGACAUUCAGAGCUUUGCCCGUAUGUUCCAUUCUUAUACAUUCUCAUGGAAUAUUGCAACUACGGCUCCUUGGAGACAUUCAUUUGGCCGAGAAAUCCAGGCUUCAUACGGGGCAGGCUUGACAAUUUCAAGCGAGCCCGUGAGCUAACUGAUGAGCUCAUUUGGCACUUUUUCCAUGGCAUGUGUAGUGGCCUUGAUCAUCUACACUGCCGUGGCAUUCUGCACAUGGACUUGAAACCGUCCAACAUCAUGUUACACGUGGAUGAGAUGCCUGAAGCAUUGCCCAGGCCCAUGUUGUCUGACUUUGGUACGUGCCAAAUCAUUGGAGAAGGUGUUUCUUCUGAGGGCGGAUAUGCUGUCGAGUUCUGCUCUCCAGAGCGACUGGACAAGCUGGAGGUGGGAGAGAAGGGAGACAUGUGGAGCGCGGGGCUGGUUCUCUACGCCAUGUGCUAUGGAGAUCUUCCUUACCACAGUGAUGACCCCUUGGAAUGUCGACGCCAAGUCGCGAGCCACAAGGUUCUACCAGAACCCACUACGAAUGCUGCAUGGCACACACGGGACGAGAGGUACUGGAACGUGGUUUGCAUCUUGACGUCGCGGCAGCCCGUUGCCAGACCAUCUGCCCGAGAGUGCGAGGUGCUGGCAGCGCAAGAGCUGGCGCGGCUGGCGAUGGCUCCAAAGUCGCCAAUGAAGAGCCUCAGCUCUCCCUCGGGCCCACACAUGAUCAUGGACUCCACGGACUCCAAGACCCUUCCACAACUCCAAGACGGCGAGCUGACCUGA